CAUUGCAGCCUCCUGACAGCUAACCCAGGAGACCUGUAGCCUUGAGGCGUCAACCGCCUGGGCUCCUGGAGAAUGCACAAUCGGACCUAGGGAACGUGCGAAGGCGCGUGAGCUGACAGGGCGCGGCCGCCGCAGGCUCCUGCUGGGGUGGGUCCGGAACCUGCGCGCGGGGGAACCUUCGGCUCCGGGUCCAGGUUGCGCGAGGCGCGUGUUUGCCGCACGGUUUCCGGCGUUCCCUUCCGGCUCACGCGGCGCCGCGUUGCGAGCUGUUGACAGCCAUGGCGCCUCCGGUGUGGCGGCGGCGGACCCUGGAGCGCUGUCUGCGGGAGGUCGGCAAGGCCACCGCCCAGCCCGAGAGCUUCCUCACGAUUCAAGAUAGAUUGGCAUCAAAAUUCACUUCUUUAACGAAAGUACUUUAUGAUUUUAAUAAGACACUCGAGAAUGGCAGGCUCCACGGGAGUCCUUUACAGAAACUCGUGAUAGACCAUUUUGAUGAUGAGCAGAUUUGGCAACAGCUGGAACUGCAAAAUGAACCAGCUUUACAGUUCUUCCAGAGCGCAGUGGGGGAAGCGGCCGAGGACAGCGACAUCAGUCUCCUCCCUGCGAGUGAGGAAGUGGGGUGUGAGGAUGGCGGCUCCGAGGUGGGGGCCAGUGACCAGGAGCACAUGGAACAAGAUUCAGAGGAGGAGGAAGUGUCAGAUGAGGGCACAGAGUAUCCAAAAGGGGGUGAGAGCGCACAGAACACAGGCAGAUGUGAUCGGAGGAAAAGUCCGGUUUUCAGCGACGAGGACUCUGACCUUGACUUUGACAUCAGCAAGUUGGAACAGCAGCGUGAGGUGCAGGCCCCAGGACCUGGGAGACCGGGAGAGAAGUCCAUCGUAGAUGAUAAGUUCUUCAAACUGUCCGAAAUGGAGGCCUUUUUAGAAAGUGUAGAAAAAGAAGGAGAAUGGAAAGAGGAGGAAGAGGAAGAUGUUGAUUUUUUUGACGAUGUUGAUUCUGAUGAAGAUGAAGAACUGUUGGGAAGUCAAAAACUUAAGUCAGGUAAAAGUUCCAGAAACCUGAAAUACAAAGAUUUCUUUGACCCAGUUGAAAGCGAUGAAGACCCAACAAGUGUGCAUGAUGGUGAGCUCGGUUCCGAUCAAGACGAGGAGACGGUGGAGGCCACGGCUGCAGAAGGGGCUUCUGACACGGGUGAAGACAGUGACUUCGAAGGGAGUGAAGACAGUGGACCACAUAAAGAAAAUUCGAAAAGAGUGACUUUUGCUUUACCAGAUGAUGAAGAAAUUGAAGACACAAAUGUUUUAGAUGUAAAAACCAGUUUUGACGAAGUUAAAUCCUCUUUUGAAAAAAGACAGGAAAAGAUGAAUGAAAAAAUCGCAUCCUUAGAGAAAGAAUUGUUGGAAAAAAAGCCUUGGCAGCUGCAGGGGGAAGUGACAGCCCAGAAACGUCCGGAAAACAGCCUCCUGGAAGAGACCCUGCACUUCGACCACGCCGUGCGGAUGGCUCCUGUGGUCACGGAGGAGACCACCCUCCAGCUGGAAGACAUCAUCAAGCAGAGGAUCAGAGACCAGGCUUGGGAUGACGUAGCGCGUAAGGAGAAGCCUAAAGAGGAUGUGUUUGAGUAUAAGAAGCGUCUGACGCUAGACCACGAGAAGAGUCAGCUGAGCCUGGCUGCAAUCUACGAGCAGGAGUACAUAAAACUCAGCCAGCAAAAAACGGAGGAGGAAGAAAAUCCAGAGCAUGUGGAAAUCCAGAAGAUGAUGGAGUCCCUGUUCCUGAAGUUGGACGCACUCUCCAACUUCCACUUCACCCCCAAGCCGCCUGUCCCCGACAUCAAGGUGGUAUCCAACCUGCCCGCCAUCACCAUGGAGGAGGUGGCCCCCGUGAGCGUCAGUGACGCGCAUCUCCUGGCCCCGGAGGAGAUCAAGGAAAAAAACAAAGCUGGAGAUGUGAAGACGGCUGCUGAGAGGACGGUCACAGACAAGAAACGGGAGCGCAGGAAAAAGAAGUACGAAAAGCGGUUGAAAACAAAGGAGAAGGAGAAGCGGAGAAAACUACUUGAAAAGAGCCACCCAGAUGAGGCCCGAAAAUACAGCAGAGCCGAGGCUUCGGAGAAGUUAAGACAGCUGACCCGGACGGGCACGGCGUCCUUGCUGAAGGACGAAGGUAAACACAAAGCCCUAAAGUCAUCUCAAGCGUUCUUUUCUCAACUACAAGAUCAAGUGAAAAUGCAAAUUAGUGAUGCGAAGAAAACAGAAAAGAAGAAGAAGAAACGGGAUAUUUCUGUUCAUAAGCUGAAACUGAUGUCUUGAAUACAGCGUAAAUACUGUCACGUAGGCUUACAUUCUGUCGCUGUUGUGUUUUCUAAUAAAAGUGUUGAGGGGACA
Molecule: messenger RNA, 2387 nt
Organism: Tupaia belangeri chinensis (Chinese tree shrew)
Lineage: Eukaryota; Metazoa; Chordata; Mammalia; Scandentia; Tupaiidae
Gene: MPHOSPH10
Product: M-phase phosphoprotein 10
Exons: 11
Coding region: 279-2312 (677 amino acids)
Biological process (GO): rRNA processing
Cellular component (GO): Mpp10 complex; nucleus; sno(s)RNA-containing ribonucleoprotein complex
Source: RefSeq, a predicted model, not a curated record